AUGUCGUUUUUAAAACAUUUUAGCGGUAAAGAAGUAAAAUACGGUUAUGCUAUAGGAAGCGUUUCAGAUAAUAAUUCUCGUGUAGUAAAACCACCAAAAUUAUCAAAAAUUCGGUUAACUCCAUCACAAACAAAAUUUAUAUUUUAUGGAACAAGAGGUGAUAUCCUAAAAUGGAUGGAAGAAAAUUCAUUUAUGAUUGUAGAAUAUGAUGAUACUUCUGAAGAUGUAUUCUCACCUCCUUCAUCUCCUCGAACACCAGUUCCUUCACCAACAUCAUCAUCAUUCUCUGGUCAUUCUUCUGAAUUACAUAAAAUAACCUUUGAUCUAUUUGGUCAACAAAUUCAAAAUUCUCCAAUAAUGACAGAUAGUACAGCUUUUUAUCGACCUUUACAUUUCGCAAUGAAUCAUUUACCAUGGUUAGAAGUAAUAUUAGAAAUUCGACCUUCAGAUCCAGUAAAAGAUUUAAAAUAUGAUCCCGUAAAGCGUGUAAUCUUAAAUUCCGGUAUAACCCUUGGCGAAGCUGCAAAAGCAUUAGAGAAAAGUUGGAAAAGUAUUUUACCUGAUAAUUGUCCGAUAAGAAAUAGUUUAUCUUCAACAUCAGAUAGCGAAAAUUGGAGAGGUAUUUUAUCUGAUAUGAGAAAAUCUAAAUCAGAUUCAACUUCAGAUAACGAAGAAUUAACUGAAAUUGAAUUUCAACAAAAAUAUAAAUUUUUAGAGUGGUUGCCAAAAGCUAAUGUUGACGGAAAAAAGUUUCCCAUUGCCGAAAUGCCAUGGAUUAAACAUCGUGAUAAAUCACCCGAAUUAAUACCAGCAGGUAUAUUGCAUCCCUAUAAUAUGGAAGAAGCUUUAAGUCUUAUGGAUCAUACUAAAAAAGAUGAUAAUAGUGCAAAAAUUACGAAAGAACAAGAAGCUGAAAAAGAUAAGGAGAAAUUGGUGGCUGAUUUACCAUUGUAUGAGAGCGUAUCUAGUGAUGUAUUGUUAGAACGAGGUCCAACUAUGAAAAGACCUAUUUUCUAUGAUAACGAUAUGUAA
Dentiscutata heterogama is the source of this 1032-nucleotide messenger RNA. The record is from the annotation of a GenBank genome assembly. Lineage: Eukaryota; Fungi; Glomeromycota; Glomeromycetes; Diversisporales; Gigasporaceae.